This is a messenger RNA of Effrenium voratum, 396 nucleotides long. Lineage: Eukaryota; Dinophyceae; Suessiales; Symbiodiniaceae. The record is from the annotation of a GenBank genome assembly.
AUGUCGCAGAGCCGAGGCGGCUCGUCGCCCUCCAAGGUGCCCGAUGGCAAAUCCAAGCCGGGCGGUGCAUGGAGCGACGGCAAGGACGGCGUUGAAGCGGAGCUCGGGCCCCGGGAAGGCCUGCGCCGCAAGCAGCAGACGCUAAUCCUGGACGAGGAGAACCCUUCUGCCGUGCCACAGGUGAAAAGCGUGGUGCGGGUGACGACGCCCCCGGCGGCGCCGGGUCGCUCCUGGGACCUGACAGUGGAGGACUCCAGGACCGAGCCGGGGAACAACCGCCGAAGCCGGGCCGAGCCCGCGAAAUCCUGGUGGCCGUUUGGCGGGGGAGGGGCCUCCGUGGCACCGGCAGAGAUCAAGGAGGAGGUCACAGCUGUGUCGUCAUUCACCUUUGAUUGA